Penaeus monodon (black tiger shrimp) is the source of this 1950-nucleotide messenger RNA. Its product is annotated as chaperone protein HtpG-like. The coding region runs from base 1 to 1950 and encodes 649 amino acids. Gene Ontology annotation, molecular function: ATP-dependent protein folding chaperone; ATP binding; ATP hydrolysis activity. The record is from RefSeq and is a predicted model, not a curated record. Gene Ontology annotation, cellular component: cytosol. Gene Ontology annotation, biological process: protein folding; response to heat; DNA damage response. Lineage: Eukaryota; Metazoa; Arthropoda; Malacostraca; Decapoda; Penaeidae. The transcript is spliced from 2 exons.
AUGCCAUUUGAUAGAGAAAUUCAUAUUGAAUGUCGAACGAUUCAGGCAACUCCUGGAUCUGGUGAUCCAUUCGCUUUAUUCAACCCUGACAUUUUCCUGCGCGAAAUCGUAUCCAACGCGUCGGAUGCCAUCGACCGCGCCCGGUUCGAGGCCGUCACCAACGCGACCGUUGCCGAGCCUGAUGGCGGUUGGAAAAUAAAAAUUACUCCCGACGAAGACGCCAACACCCUCACCAUUUCCGAUACCGGUAUCGGCAUGAACGCGGAGGAGAUCGCGGCCAACAUCGGGACCAUCGCCAAUUCCGGCACCCGUAAAUUUCUCGAAGAACUGCAGAAGGGCGAUGCCAAAGAGUCCCUCGAACUCAUCGGCCAGUUUGGCGUUGGUUUUUACAGCGCGUUUAUGGCGGCCGACAAAGUGACGGUGAUCACCCGCCGCGCCGGCGGCGACGAAGCCGCCCUCAAAUGGGAAAGCACCGGCGACGGCACCUACACCCUUGAACCCGCCGAACGCGACACCUUCGGCACCGACAUCAUCCUCCACCUCAGCGAAGGCAAGGACAAGUACCUCAAGGAAUGGACCAUCCGCGAGAUCAUCAAAAAGUAUUCGGACUACGUCGCCUUCCCCAUUGUCAUGGACGUCUCCCGCGAAGAGCCCAUCCCCCUCCCGAGGGCGAGGAACUGGCGAGGGCGAAGAGCCCAAAACCGAAACCGUGGUCAGCGAAGAGGUGCUCAACUCCAUGAAGGCGAUCUGGACCCGCUCCAAAAGCGAGGUCACCGACGAGGAAUACAGCGAGUUCUACAAAGCGCAGUUCCACGACUACCAGGAUCCCGCGGAAGUCAUUCACUACAAAGCCGAGGGCAACAUCGAAUUCAACGCACUGCUGUACCUCCCGGGCAAACAGCCUUUCGACAUGUUCAGCGAGCACUCCGAGCACGGCGUCCAACUCUACGUGAAGCGCGUGUUCAUCAUGGACAAGUGCAAGGACCUGCUCCCGCCCUACUCCGGUUUGUGAAGGGGGUGGUCGACUCCAGCGACCUGCCCCUCAACGUUUCGCGCGAAAUUCUCCAGGAGGAUGCGCUGAUCCGUAAAAUCCAGAAGAACCUGGUCAAACGCAUCCUCAAAACCCUCGCCGAAACCAAAGAGAAGGAUCUGGACAAGUACCUCGCCUUCUACGAGGAAUUUGGCCGGGUCAUCAAGGAAGGCGCUCACAGCGAUCACGAAAACCGUGAAAAAAUUCACGAUUUGCUGUUGUUCGAAUCGUCCAAAAACGACGCGGGCAAACUGAUCAGCCUCAAGGAUUACGUCGACAACAUGCACCCGGAUCAAAAGGAGAUUUACUACAUCUCCGGCACCAGCCGCGAAGCGGUGGAGAAUUCACCCCUGCUCGAAGCGUUUAAAUCCAAGGGCUUCGACGUGCUGUUCAUGAUCGAUCCCAUCGACGAAUGGGUCAUGCAGAACCUGAACAAGUACAGCGAGAAGGACAUCAAAGCGGUGCACCGCGGCGAAGUCGAUCUCGAUUCCGAAGACGAGAAAAAAGAAAAGGAAGAGGCGCGCAAGGAGGCCAAAGAAAAGUUCAGCGACCUCACUGAACUCCUCCAGAAAAAACUCGAUGACGACAUCAAGGAGGUCCGCAUCUCCGACCGCCUCACCGACAGCGCGGUCUGUCUCGUCGCGGAUCAGUACGAUAUGGAUCCCAACAUGGAGCGGAUCAUGAAGGCCAUGGGCCAGGAAGUGCCCAAGACCAAGCGCAUCCUCGAGAUCAAUCCCGGCCACCCCUUCAUUGCCGCGAUUCAGGAUCUCGCCAACAAAGACGCCGAAAGCAACAAGCUGGACGACUACGCCCACCUGCUGUUCGAACAGGCGCUGAUCGCCGAGGGCUCCGCCCCCAAAGAUCCCGCCCGCUUCUCCAAACUGCUCAGCGAAAUGAUGCUCGCACACAGCGGCGCGUAA